Pocillopora meandrina is the source of this 12052-nucleotide messenger RNA. The record is from the annotation of a GenBank genome assembly. NCBI's taxonomy places the organism in Eukaryota, Metazoa, Cnidaria, Anthozoa, Scleractinia, Pocilloporidae.
AUGUAAGUGUCUUUGUUCAGUUUAUGGUUUAUUAAGAGGAUAUUUAAGCUUUGUGGAUCUACUUUACCUAUCGAAGAAGUUGAAAAGAGCAUUGCAUCAUCGAUUCAAGGUCGCGCGAAAUUAGCUUCUUGUCGCGUACAGUUUAACGCCAGCAAUGCGGGUUGCGUCGGUGCAGUAUAGUUAUCGUUCCUUUUCGAAUAGUAUUGCGCUAGAAAAUUUAUUUUAUUUGCCACCAAUGUGAAAUCAGGCUUGAGCUCACGAGGUAACUUAACCGUCCGAGAAAACGUUCGUUUUCUCUUUAAUCUUUAAUGUACUUUAGUGACAAGAAUGAAGGAUCAUUGACAUAUUUCACUCAAGACAUAUACAUGACAUAUAUUACACGAGCUUCUAUUCAUAGUGUGAUCUUUGAUUCGAGAACGGCCUCUCUUCUUAGACUACUAUCUAUAUUCAACUUUCCAAAAUAUGCACAAUGUUGCUAGUCGGCUUAAACUCAAAUAUUUAUAGAGUACGGAAGAUUAAUUGUAAUCUGCCUGUCUCUAAACAACACUGCAAGACUAAUAUUCAUAACAAUUCUUUACUAUCCGAUAAGCCUCAUCGGAAUUUUGUGAGUGACGAGUCGGGAAUUUGUUGAUCAAAACAGCUUUGAAAAAUUCAAUUGCUGUAGGCUGUUUUUCCAGCGGUUAGAAUGACAUUUCCACGGGAAAAUUAUUCACAUUCCAUUCACGUAACUGGCUAUAUUUCAUCAAUAGUCCUACACAACACUGAUUAUGCUUGUGAGGCUAUAUUUUCUUUUUCAAGUGACAGUCGUUCUUUACAUCGGUUGCAGCUUUCUGCCUUCACUAAAAGUAACUCUUCAGACCAAUAUUUAUUAAUGACCCAAGUUAACUCAUUUACUCUAUACUUUUGCACCAGAGUACAGCUUUUUGAACUUUGGAUUUAAUACAAAUUUCUAUAUUUACAUCCACAUGUACCAUAUGAUUGAAUAAUUUUAUGAUACAUCUUGGAACCCUCUUAACAAUCAAAGGGAAUUCAAGAAAUUUUCCUCUUCUGGUAACAAACAUCAGAACAUUUACACUGUAGCCUGAUCUCUUUGACAAAGAAGUAACAGUCACUCAUGAUCAGAGUAAUUCCUUUCAUCUAUCUUUGACUACCACUGAAAAUUAAGAGCCUUUCAAUUAUGUGAUCAGUGUGUAAAUAUCUUUGAUUACUCCUGGUGGCUCACAGUAACAGAUGGAAGAACUUGGAAUGUAUUUGGAUUGAAUUUCUAAACAUUUUGAUUGAUAAAAACUGGGAUAUUAAUAACUAGUAAUAAUAAUUCAUUGGUCAGGUCUAGUAGGUAGAGUCAACUUGAGCAGAAUUUUAUUCUUCAACAAGCUGCAAUUAUAAAUAUUUUACAUUUGAAAUAAAUCAAUCUGUGCGUGACUGAUUGAUAGGGAUCAAGUUAGGCCAGCCCCAUUUGAGUCGGGUUAUCAUCACCAUAAAACUCAGUGGUUUCAUAAUGGAAAGAUAAUUGGUGGUACAUCAGGAUCAGGGCUUGUGUACGGGUCAGACCAAAGAGAAAAAAGUAGCUCUUCUGGUAAGAGAGAAAAUGAUUUUUCCUGCAUGUGCACUGAUGACUAAAGGCACUGUGACCUGCACUUCAAAUAAAUAAUGCACAUGUACUGUUAGUGCUUUUAGCUUCAAUGUAUGUCAUUCAGUAAUCUACAUUUAAUUGCACCAGCACUGAUGACAAAAGGCACUGUGACCUGCACUUAUAGUAAAUAAUGUGCAAGUACUUUUAGUUCUUUUAGCCUCAAUGUAUGUUGGUGGGUAAUCUACUUUUAAUUAUUUAAAUCAAACCCUGUAAUGUGUAUAGGCAUACAAUCCUUGAAAAACUUUUAUGACACAGAGGGGACAAGACUGUUGAAAAUAAACACAUUUUAAAACCUCAUAGCUAACUUUACCUAAAUUUAAUUACUUAAUGUUAGUGGUGACAAGUUUUUGUUUUUCAUUUUAAUAAUGUAUAGUUUGCAUUGUGUUCAGUUUUCCCACUAGAGCCUCAAAAGGCAAAUCCUAAAGCAAUGCAGGACACAUACAGACCAUCAAGCAAGAAUUAUCAUUUAAAAAAUGCCCACAACCAAGGUUAUGAAUUAGGGCUUACCUCUUCAUUUGAAACAAGUACAUCCAAUGAUAAAUACACCAAGAGACAACAUUUCAUCAGAGGAAAGGUACACCAGCUAUUUAUUUUCUUUUCUCUUACAUACAUUGCAGCUUGGACAUUCUUUGUACAUUAAUUCAGAGAUGAUUUGAAAUUUUGUACAAUGCUUGAUUUCACACAGUAAAUUGUGUUUAUGACCAUAAGAGGGAGAACCAUGAUGAUAUUGUUGCUAAUAAUUGUUUACCCACUGCAUCAUGGAGCACAGAAUAAUGUUAUUGUUCUUAUUUUGUAAUAAUUUUUCAGGUACCAGGUGGAUCAGCAAGUAAUAAGUUGAUUUACGGCACAGAUGAAGUCCUUCGUCAAGCAAAUAUGAGAGAUGGUAAUAAUCCAUCUGGGUUUCUUUAUGGAACAGAAGCAGCAACAAAGGUUGGAAAGCCAUCUCCUGGACCUCGACCAAAUAAUGUUCUGUGGUUGGAGGAGAGAACGUAAGUGAUACCUUUCUUUUAAAAUUUUUGAUAACUUAUUUGUUAUUAUCAGCUGAUAUUACUUUAUGUGUCUUUCAGUGAAAAAGAAACCUUCAAAAACAAAAAGUUAGCAACGACUCAAGGUAACAACUUUAUUCUUUAUCUAUUUGUAACAAAAAAAGAUUAAGUUAACUGGUUAUUAAUGAGAAGAGUUUUUAGUGAAAUCAUUAUUUAUUGUAAGUUAUUUUUUCAAAUAGAUGAAUUUUUAGCAAGACAUAUGGAGGAAAAAACAAGAAAGCGACAAGCAGAACUGGAAGAGAAGAGAAGGGUAUAGUUGUUUUAAUUAGCUUAUAAUUUGAUUAGUUUUUUUAAAUGAUGUAACUAUCAUACUGUAUUACAAAUUUUCAUUUGCACUCUUUGUAAAAAACACCUUAUACUUAAUGUACCUGUAUGUGUGACUUGUAGGAUUUACAAGAUCUAAAGAACUAUGACCCUUGGGGACGACCAGGAGGAGGUGCCCCUAUUGUAAGUUGUAUCACUUGUUCAUCAUUUUGUGGUUCUUUAGAACCUUAGUAAUGAAUAAUUUGUUGUUGCAAAUAUGAUGUGAUUGUAAAAGUUUUAGUAAUGGCUGUUGAAUUUUAGUUAUUGGGUUAGGGUUGAGGUUUUCUUUCUCAAGAAAUGAUAUUUGUAACGUCUUCUCAGUCAUUCAGUCGUAUUGCGUGACAUAUCCUGUCAUACCUUAGCUCAUAUACAGGAUCUUGGUUAGCUCCUUGUGCUAAAAAGAAGAACGUGAUAACAUCACUAGUGCUUUGUAGCUUCACCUGAAGCCCUUUCGUUUUUGCUACAGUUCAUCACAGUCUUUGACAGCUGUCUUCGGAACCGUUCUUACAGCCAUUUCUGGAUUUGUUACCUUGUUAUACAGACUGUAAUUCCUUGCAAACUGUGGAUGUUCGAUUAAAUAAAUGCUGUUUGGUUUGUUGGACUGAUGAGUUGUAGUUCUGCAUUCUUGCAUCCCCUUUCACACAGAAAGGCGGCUGCUACAAUAUUUUUGGUCAAUAGUUGUCAGUGGUAAAAAUUCAAAGAUCUGGCUGGCAUCCAAGAAAAAUCAGUCAUUUUAAAGUUUGUCUCAACAUGCUGGCCAAGUGUUGCAUAUAAGCAACAACUUAAAAUCAGGUGUCCCAUAUUAACAAAACUUCCUUGUUAUGGGUUUAUUUCAGAUGCCUGAGGUAACAACCAUCAGUUCACUUCAUGUGGUAAAUAAAGUGUUUUAGAAAGAACAGAAUCAAUUUUGUCAUUUUGUUAAUAGUUUAGUUUAAUAGUUUUAAUAGUUUUUAGCAUGGUAUUUAUAUAGUAAAUAAUAAUGAUAAUAUGAGUAUUUCUAUAGUACUAUUUACAUAGAAAUGAUCAGUAGCACUUUACAAUGAUUCACCUACAAAACUAUUAUACAACAAUCUAAGUAUACCAUGUAAAAUGUAAAUGAGACUUACAAUAAAGUAAAACACAUCAGGUCAAGUGGUACUCAUAAAAACUGAAAUAAAAUAAAAUUUCUGGUCUAAAUCAGUUAGAGAAAAACCUGACUAAAAAGAUAGGUCUUAAGAUUGAAUUUAAAAUCAUCAAUGAUGGAAUUUAAAAUCAUCAAUGAUGGAAUAGCAUGCAAUUCAGCAUGCAAACUAUCGGUUCAGUGAGAUAAAAGGAUGUAGCAAGCACCAAGCAUAGAAGACAUUUUCUCUUUAGGCGGCUCCAGUAACAAGGUGCCAUUUCCUAAGAUCCAAGAUUGUAAGGGUUAUGUUCAAAUUUAAUUAUUGUGCAACCCCUGAAUAUGGUGAUGAUUAUCAAGGCCUUCAUCCUUAGCAUUUUAACUUUGCCCUGCAAGUUCACUCCUUGAUCAAACUUGCCCUUUAUAUUUACACCUACCUGGGGUUCCUCAAAUAGCUACUCAGUGACUGUCUCACAGAAAUUUUUAAUUAUACACUAUUUGCCAGCUACUAAUGUAAUAUCAUAAUGAUGAUUUAUUCUCUUUUUUUGUAUCACAAUUAUUAUUAAUGAGAUAGUGCACAUUGUGUUUUUCAAAUCAAUUUGAUAUUUUUGCAGUCUGGCACAGAUGAAAAGCCUGAGACAAAAAGAACAAAAAGUAUCAAGAACCUUGUUCAAGAGGUAUUUCUUUACUCUUAAGUUUUUUGGGAUUAAUAAGUCAAUAGGUUAACCUUUGAAACAUACAUGUUUCAGAUAACAUUUUGCUUUAGUGUUGUGAUAAAAAAACCAAAGUACACUCAAAGGCCAAUCAGGCAAAAAGAAAUUAUCUCUAGGAGCUUAUGGGAACUCAAGUUAAAAGCAAGCAAAUUGCCUGAGACAUGGGAGAAUACUAGUGGCUAAGUUCACAUUGGUUUUUUAUCUGAUUGGUUGAAAAAAUGUAGCAUAGGUCAUUUUUUUAGGAAUUACAGAGCAAAGGAAAUCAAACAGAUGCAUUCCUGGAUUAAUCUUAACACUCAAUGGAGAAUUCCACUGUACAGACAUAAAAGAUGAAACACUUGUGAAUUACUUUGUUUACUGAGAUUUAUUUUCAUCAGAAUUGUUAAAAAUAUACAGAAACUUAUCAAAGCUAAUAUUUUAAAUUCAUUGAUGUCUUUAGCUUUCCACAAAUUGUCUUAUAUGAUUGAGUUAAUAGUGUUGCCAUGUGGAGAUUACAGUAGUUCUUUUUUUAUCACUUCCUAAACAGGAAGAAAAUUCAUGGUGCUUUUUAAUGAAUUUUAGAGUGCAACUCUGAUGGCUAGGUGUAGGUAAUGUUUUAUAUCCAAGUAAACAGACAGUUUUACCAGCAAGGCCUUUUGCAGUAACUUAGACAUAGAAAAAGUGAAAAGAAAGAAAGAAAAAAGCCAAAUUCAAACGAAUUAACCAUAAGCUAUAGUAAGUUUGUUUGUUUUUCAGCCUUAUCAGCCAUUUGGAGGACGCCAAGGUGGGGGAGGAGCUCCAAACAGAACAGAAUCAGGGCGUGUUGCUGCAGGAUUCCGUGCUGAUCCUGAACUGAGAUUUCCAAGGCAUGCAUCCAAAGCUAAUGUUGAUCCAAACCUGGUGAGUGUGACAAUUUGAUAAUAUGCAAUCAACUUCAAGUGGUGAAUGUACAGUCUAUUGUUAUUAUUGUUAUUAUUAGACUGUUUUUUAAAGUAGUUCAUGAUGAAUGUUAUAAAAAUUACUGACAAUAAAUGUUUAAGACACAAGUAGACCAAAACUUACUUUACAUGGGUAGAGCCAAUAAGAAGCAAUUAUUUUUUUGAAGUCAAUAAUGCAAAUCUGACAACAGUAACUAUCAUGUCAUGUUUCAGAGAUAUGCAGGAAGAGAUGAACGAUAUAGGCAAGACCUAGGUAUGUUGACUUUCUCUGUUAAACUUUUGUUACUUGUAUUGAUAAGCUAUUUUUAAGAUUUACUGUCAUUAUUUAAAAAUGUCUUGCACAGUAAUGUUCAUUUUAAAACAUCUUAUUCUGUUAUUUUCUCAGACUCAAUGAUUGAAGGUUCAAGAAAUAUGAAGACUCUUCAACGGGAAAAGAGCAAAGAGGAUGAACUUCAGCAUGUGCGUGAGCCCUAAUUAACUCCCACAACUGAUUAACACUGAAUUUCUCUUUUCAUAAAAUCUGUCUAUUUUCUAGCAAAAAAUGAAUUAUGAACUAACUUGAAAGAAAUUUCUUUAAGUUAAUGUUUAAUGUAACUGAGCUUUUAUUAAAAUAUUGAAAUCUGCUUUGAGUUACAUUGAUUUAAGUUCCUUGCAGUCAGAAAGAUAUUGAUUGAAAACACAACACUCACUGGUUCACCUUCAUGGGACUGAGAAACUUUAGAAUGACUAGUAAAAGAAAUGCAAAAAUGUUUAGAAAAAAUUAACUUCUGAUUUUUCUUUUUGUAGUUGAAGACAGAUCCAUUUGGAAGAGAAGGAGCUGGUGCUCCACGCAAAACAGGCUCAGGUAUGAAAGUUUAUUUGCAUUGUUGAUUUUCAGUCCUCUUCAGUCUGCAUGGGUUAGGGUAAGGUUAUAACUACAGGAAAGAGGCAGAAAGAGAAUAAACAAGAGGAACUAGAAAGAGGUACCUAGAACCUCCUAUUGGCCCCUUUUUGUUGUAACUCUGCCAAUCAAAAUCUUAUUGUUAUUGUUGCAAUGUACAUGUUGAUACUGACAAUAAAAACAAUAAACAUGAACCAUACUAGUGCUAAUUUGGGUUCAUAUUAAUAUCAGAAAUAAAUUUCUAUGUCAGUUUUUUGGUGAACUGCACGUGUAAAGAAAUCGCACCAAAUUGAAAGAAAUGGGAAUAAAUCAUGCAAUUUGUGGUGUUUUUAUUUUUUUUCCUCUGUGAUGUAUAAAAUUUGUUGUAUUUCCUGUUAGGAACUGUUAAGGCUGCUUAUCCUACGUCGCUGUCAAAAGAUAUUGAAGAACUUCGAAAAGGGCAACGCAGGAAUCCAUUAACCCUUGACUUGAAUGAGACGGGUUUGUGUCUUUUUGCAAUCCCCAAUUUUUAUUAUAGACACAGUCGUCCUUGAGCAAUUUUCCAUUGAAUUUCAAUAAUUAACUAGGGAAAGCCUUGUAUUUGCUAUUUGAUUGGUUCAGAAAAUCCACCAAAAUUUCUCAACUAAUCAGAAUCAAAACUAAACUAUAAACUAUAAACUUAAUCACUUGCAUCUUCCCAGGCCAUGUUGUGAGUAGUUUUCGUCUGAGUUGUCAUAAGCUUGUUGUGAUUUCUUCUGUUACUCAAAUCAGCUGUACUGUUGUGAUUCAUGAUCAAUGAUGCAAUUAUGAUGCAUAUAUGUCUUAAUGGUUUGUCCCUUAGCUAUUUGUCAGACAAAUUUUGUACUUAGUCUGCUAUCCAUAACAGACAGACAAGACACAUGGGACAACCUUCAAAUUCCAUCCUGCACAAUAGCUGCCGUUCAGUGUGCCUUUUAUUAUUGGAGUGUGAAAAUAUGGAACAACCUGAACUAGGCCUUGAAACAAAAUUUGUUACCUCUGCUGUUAAUUAAAAGAUUAUUUUCAAGGAGAGAAAUUAACCUUUUUUUUUGUUCAAUUUUCAGAUGAUCGAAAUCCUCAGGUGAGAAAAAAUAACAUAUUUCUGUUCAUGUUACAUGUAGUUAAAAUUGUUUGCCCAUUACUGCACUUACCGUGUAAGGAUUCUGGCAAAGCUUUCUUCACGAUUCAUCUUCAUCAGAAGCUACUAUAUAAUUUCUUUUUUGGGGUCUGUAGGACAGGGGCCCACAAUAAUCUGCCCUCCAGGGCCUUCCAAGCUAUUUCGAUGAAGGUGGCCUGGGCUCCAAGUAUUAUAAUGUGUGCAUCCCGGGCAGCCCACCUCCCCACGUUCCAGGCAUUAGUAACGCCUAGCGCUACUAGCGCACUGGUCCUUCCCAUUUUCUCAGGAGUAUUCUUGAGUUUUUAUUCCAUUUCUUUUUCUAUUAUAGUAUAAUCCCUGGGGUCGCGGUCAUGGAAACCCCCCACAAUUUGAUAGACAAGGACGAAUGAUUAAGCCUGUGCGCGAGAAGGAAGAGAAUGAAUUGGUAUGUAUAACCGAUUCAUAUUGAUAGUCUGACUCCAUAUCGUGAGAUAAACAAUAAAACAUCUUGUAACAUUAUGUGCUCUUCAUCAUGUUAUAUACCAGGACGUGAUCAUAUCCUCUAGUUACGCGAUCUUAAGAACUUAUUCCCGCAGGCUUCCUUUUUUAUGUUAGAAAUUAUUUUCAGUGUCAACUUAUCAAAUGAAGAAAAUCGUACAGCAGUCAAAGAGGUGUCGAAUUUUUUAUUUAUCUUCUUUCAUGAAAAAGAGGUUUUUUCGGUGACAGAGUUCUUACGCGCGGAAGUCGAUUCUUCGAAAGGUGGUUCGCGAAUUUAGCGAAGCUCAAGUUAAUCUGUGUUUUAAUCUCAACAGGAAGGUAUUGGUAUUGAAGCUAACCGUCCGGGAGGCGGGGCCCCUAAUGUCGACAAGGGAGGAAAACUGAAAACAAGGAAAGCACAAACACUGACUAAGACUUCUAGUGGUCGUAAGUAUUCCUUGCUUCGUUUUAUCAGUCGAAGCCUUGCCAGAUCAAAUUUUGUAUUUGUCUUCUUGAUUGGUUGUAAAAAAAAAAAGAAAAAUAGAUUAUUGAAAUACCAAAUUCUUCGUUUUCAAGUUUUCUUUUCUCUCCUCCUCCCCUUCCCCUGGUGGAGCAAGAGAGCGAGAAAGGGUAGAGAAUAAGGGAGAUCCUGGAACGAGGCUGAUUUCGUACUGCAUUUUUUGUUGAUUUGUUUAUAGAUAAGUUGCAGUUACUGACAGUCAUAUUAUGUCGGUUGAUUUAUCUUUUAUUUCAUUGCAGAAACAAUGCAACGCGAUUUCAGCCCCUUGAACCAGCGUAACGUUUAUGACCCCUGGGGAAGAUCUGGUGCGGGAGCUCCCAUUAAGAACUCGGAUGGACAAAUUCAAACUCGAACAGCAGGCCGGGUUACUCAUGACUCAAGUGUACGUAUGUUCGAUGUCACGGUGUGAAACGAGAGAGCAUGUUCUAUUAUUAUUACUAUUAUUUUUAAUAUCAUUAUUAUUUGUUUAAUUUCGAUCUAUUGUCUGUUUGUGGAUUGAUUUACACUCGAUGAAGAAAAGGAAACAGGGAGUGACAAUCAGGGCGUCGUCUGGUGCAUUUCAAUGUCACUUGAUUUAUUCUUGGCUUUAGGAGGUAAAGGAUCGCAUAGAUGUUAACUUAAACGUGGAUGUCUCUGGAAACGUACUUUUUUUCGAAAGACUAUUUAUGAAUAACGUUAGUGAAAGCGACAUAUCCCAAGUCCUGGAACAGAAACCCUCAACUCUGUUCCAUUGCUUUCUCUUGUUUACACUCCCAAAAAAAUAUAUUAAAACUAUUUUAAAUCCCUUUUUGGCCUUUUCCCUGAUUGACUUUGUACAUUUUUUUAUUACGUAAUGUGUUGCUAUUUUAAAUGCGUUGGGUGCAAUAGCGCUGAUGUUAAAUUUGUGUUUUUCCAACACAGUCGAUGUCUCCAAGUGGCAAGAAAGACCCGCAAGCCAAGCAGGAACUUCUUACUACUUUACGUAAGUUUGCACCAAGUGUCUGUUAUCUAGUGUUUUUCGGAGACCGUGGUGCGCAUAUCGUGGCAACUAAUCAGGAAAUUUUCAAUUGAGAGCUGAAACUGAGUUAUUUGGGUUUAUGUUGGUUUUGGUUGACUUCAGUUUGUUGUGGAUCUUCAAACCUUUUUCUACCUGUCCUGCCAAUUAGAUGCAAUUGUUCCUUGGUCGUUGGCGUUUUCCUGAGCCCUGGUCAGUUUGUUUGAAUACUCAUUGGCUCUUGGUGAUAUUUUCUUUUGCUCUGAUUGCGAUUACUUUAGUUUUACCACACUCUAUCGAAAUGCACUUAAUAAUUUCAAAUGAUUCUUUUCACACGAAAUCUUUCUUCGCAUAUGAGGCUUUCGAAGUCUUGGAAAAUAAAGAAUCUGUAAAGCUGAGUUAAGAGCGGUGUCCGAAAAAAAAAGCUCAUUGAACGAAUGCAGAGACGAAACUCCCUUUUAUUACUUUUUUUUAAACAGAGAAAAUGUCCGAGGAGAGUAGAAGCAGGCGCAAAGCUGAACAUGAAGACUUGCUAACUGUAAGUCUUACUAAGUUUUUAGUUUUUUUACACUGUGCGUGGUUUAUCAAAAAUGAUUUUUGCCGCGACAUACAGUUAUACUGUUUGCUUCAUUUUCGUUUUCCGUAUUAAUAAUAAAAUAAGAAUAGAAAGGAAACUCUCUGAGAUGAAUCGCUGCGGGAUUCGUGUGGGGUCGUUGUGAUCAUCGAGCUACACUUCGGUACAGCUUUUUGUGUGUUUGGUCGAAUGUUACCUUCAAAAGAACGGUGUUCGUUGCUAGCGAAGGGUUCGUCUCAUCGGUGAUCGUGUUUUUGUUUUUGUUUAGAGUGAAAAGGACGUUGCCUCUUGGUUGCGAUCGGGUGUGGUCGGUCAGCCAAGUUAUAAUCCUACUACCAAGGAGAUUAUUGCUCAAAAGAAACAGACUUCAGACGUCACAUCACAGGUACACACAUAUGCCUGCAAGAAAAACCUUUCCUUAAGAAGUAAUAUCUCAAGGUCAUAUUUGUUAGGUGACUUGUCACACCACCAGAAUUAUUAUUUGCGUUAUGUCACACAAGAAGCGGAGACGCGUGACAACAUGAACGACUGCGGCGAAGACGGCGAAGGCUCUGAGCUCUUACGGUAAAUCUUACUGAAACUUUUGACACUACUGACCUUAAAUUUAAAUAUAUUUAUAUUUACGGCCAGGUUUUAAAUAUAAGAAGACAGAAAAAUGAAAAAAGCCGUGAAUAUCACACUGACUUGGAAGCUCAAGCGCGGGAGAGGUAUCAGAAUCGUAAACAGAGUGAAGAUCAACAGAGAAUCAAGUCGGUAGAGGUACGUGACUGUCACGCCAUUUAGGUUAGAUUUGUGACACAUGUGAAUUUCACUCUUCAGUUUCUUUAGGAGUCAUUACAUACGUCCCUGAGGGUUAAGCUAUUUAGUGGUUAAAUCGCCAUCCAUGUUAAUUUUUUCAGCAUUUGAAGACUAUGGACAGGAUGUGGGGAAGGCCUGGGGCGGGAGCCCCUCUCGGACGAGAACACUUGGAUUUUGCCCGAAAACAAAAACGUAAGUCAAACCCAGGUCCUUAUUCUUCUCCCAAAAAGAAACGCGAUGAUUUGUCUAAAAAAGUAACGGUUUUGUAUGCGAAGAGGUGAGGGGAGGGGGGCAGGUGACCUCCGAUAAACUUGCCUUCUUCGCAUUUAGACGGAGAAUUAAAACUCGCAGUUUCAGAUUUUGAUUGGGAAGCAACUUUAUUUAAUUUAGUUGAAUUUCAAAACCAACAUUCCACACUCACUGCUUUGUAAAAAUAAAAAAGGAGUCCUUUAGUGUUACGAUCGGUCACGCAGAUUGGUUCCUCUACUUGUGGGAGGUAUACUUGUUGAGAUACUUGGUAACACUUUCCUCCUCGUGACUUUUCUUUUUCCCCAGUUGGUCUUGUUCCUGCUGACUCGUCUUACACCUAUAGAGACGCCUAGACGUUCAUCAAACACCCAAGUGUUUAUUCAAAACAACAAUAAACUUUGGUUUUGAAGAGGGAAAAAGGCAGCAAAUAAGUUAGACUAAUGUGCUCAUAUGUGAUAUUUUAUUUUCAUUAACAGUGUUUGUAUGUACAGGAACUAUAUUUUUGUUAAAUCUGUGCAUAUUUUUUUUGUAUUUUAAUUGGAAUCCGAUCAAUUGCGCUAAACAGCUUACAAUGUAACUUAUUGUAUUUAUUAAUUUACUCGCAAUCAUUGAUAUAUCGUACUAACGUAUCACAAAAGCGUUGGUUUGUCAGGAUAAUAAAUAAAGCACCGAAUAUAGGGGCAAUAGAGUGUCAUUCCUCUUGGAUGCUGAGACAGAUUAUUGUAAAACGUGUCAUAGUGAAAAGAUCAUGACCAUUGUGAAAUAAACUGUUCAUAUGCC